Messenger RNA from Paramecium octaurelia, 1169 nucleotides. The record is from the annotation of a GenBank genome assembly. Lineage: Eukaryota; Ciliophora; Oligohymenophorea; Peniculida; Parameciidae.
UGAGAAUUGAUAUUAAUAGACUCAUGCCAUCUAUAUUUUAUAUUUGAUUUGAAAUUAGUUUUAUAAUAUAUAUAUUCCUAUCUAGAAGAAAGAUGAGUUUAUUUAGGAAUAAGGCCCCAUCUCAUGAAUUAAUGAUUCUUUUAACUUUAUCCUUUUGAAACCUUGACUAUUUACCAUGAUUUUGUUAAUUCAACAUAUGGUUCCACUUCUUAUAGAUAAAAUUAAAGUCAAAUUCAUGUGAGCCUUAAUGAUGGUAUAUAUUUCUCAUCUAGAAUAGAAUAGACUUUAUUAGUUAUAUUUAAAUUAGUUGUAUCUAUUUAAAAAUAUAGGCAACAAUCUAUAAAANUACAUUAUGGCAUUAACUGCAGAAGGAAGGUUUAGAAUUUAUAAUAAUGGUUUAACUUUGCUUGGAACUUAUAUUUUAUCUGAUAUCAUAACCCAAAAUGGAGGGGAAAUAAUCUCAUCACAAUUUGUUGAUUUUACUUUAGUUUAAACUCCAACAUAUAGUGGAAGUGGGAACUAUAUUGCUACUGUUGAUAUAGUGUUUACUUCUUAAUCUUUGAAUUACAAGUUUUAGUUGGUUUACGAUUGGUACAAUUAGAUAGUUAAAUCAUUUACAUAUAAUUAUGCAUUAAGUAGAUAUUUAGAUGCCCAAAUCUUGCCUGGAAUAUUUAUUGAUCGUUAGCUGUUUUAAGCUGCAAUUCCUUACAGAUAUAAUGAUAAAGUAGUGAUUUUGACAUAUUAACUUCCUGAUAAUACUGUAAGUGAUAAACGCAUGGUCUAUUCUUAUGGUGGUGUUUCCGAAUACCAUGAUUUUCGUAAUCCCAACUAAGUAGCAUUUUCAAUAUAUAACGAAGUAUUUUUAACAAUUAAUAUUUUAGAUGUUCCUUGUUGGUUUAACCAAAAACUAUUUAGAACAAGAUUUUACUCUCAAAUAUUACGAUGUUGACUUGAGGUAUUCUUUGUAGAUUGAUGAUCAAAAUGGAAAACUUUAUGAAUAACAGGUGGCUUUAGAAUUGUCAAAUGACCUUUGCUCCGAUUCCCAAAUAUACAACAUUAAGAUAGUUUCAAAUCAAUUUUAAGAUUAAUAAGCUAAUCUAAAUGGAACUGAAACAAAUCAAAGAAUUGAAUGAUUAAUAUAAUAAAAUUAAUCAUAAUAAAACACCCAC